Sorex araneus (European shrew) is the source of this 3555-nucleotide messenger RNA. RefSeq names its product inhibitor of growth family member 3 (gene ING3). Gene Ontology annotation, biological process: regulation of DNA-templated transcription. The coding region runs from base 111 to 1367 and encodes 418 amino acids. The transcript is spliced from 12 exons. Gene Ontology annotation, cellular component: NuA4 histone acetyltransferase complex. The record is from RefSeq and is a predicted model, not a curated record. Lineage: Eukaryota; Metazoa; Chordata; Mammalia; Eulipotyphla; Soricidae.
GCGGGUGCUGCUAGCGGAGGCGCCAUAUUGGAAGGGACAAAACUCCAGCGACCGCGAGUGACACAAAUAAACCCCCGGACCCCUGCGCUCCCCCAGCUUUAAAGGCCGCGAUGUUGUACCUAGAGGACUAUCUAGAAAUGAUUGAGCAGCUGCCCAUGGACCUGCGGGACCGCUUCACGGAGAUGCGCGAGAUGGACCUGCAGGUGCAGAAUGCAAUGGAUCAGCUAGAGCAAAGAGUCAGUGAAUUCUUCAUGAAUGCAAAGAAAAACAAACCGGAGUGGAGAGAAGAACAAAUGGCUUCCAUCAAAAAAGAUUAUUAUAAAGCUUUGGAAGAUGCAGAUGAGAAGGUGCAGUUGGCAAAUCAAAUCUAUGACUUGGUAGAUCGGCACUUGAGAAAGCUGGAUCAGGAACUGGCUAAGUUUAAAAUGGAGCUGGAAGCUGAUAAUGCUGGAAUUACAGAAAUAUUAGAGAGGCGAUCUUUGGAAUUAGAUACUCCUUCACAGCCAGUGAACAAUCACCAUGCUCAUUCACACACUCCCGUGGAAAAAAGGAAAUAUAAUCCAUCAUCUCAUCAUACAACAACAGAUCAUAUUCCUGAAAAGAAGAUUAAAGCUGAAGCUCUUCUAUCUACCCUUACAUCAGAUGCCUCUAAGGAAAAUACACUAGGUUGUCGAAAUAAUAAUUCUACGACCUCCUCCAACAGUGCGUACAAUGUGAAUUCCUCGCAACCUCUGGCAUCCUAUAAUAUUAGCUCGAUAUCUUCAGGAACUGGUGCAGGGGCAAUCACCAUGGCAGCAGCGCAGGCGGUCCAAGCUACAGCGCAGAUGAAAGAAGGACGAAGAACAUCAAGUUUAAAAGCCAGUUAUGAAGCAUUUAAGAAUAAUGACUUUCAGUUGGGAAAAGAAUUUUCAAUGCCCAGGGAAGCAACUGGCUAUUCAUCAUCUUCAGCGCUCAUGACUACAUUAACGCAGAAUGCCAGUUCAUCAGCAGCCGACUCACGGAGUGGGAGAAAGAGCAAAAAUAACAACAAAUCUUCAAGCCAGCAGUCAUCAUCUUCUUCCUCGUCCUCUUCAUUAUCUUCAUGUUCUUCAUCGUCAACUGUUGUACAAGAAAUUGCCCAACAAGCCACAGUAGUACCAGAAUCAGAUUCAAAUAGCCAAGUUGAUUGGACUUAUGACCCAAAUGAACCACGAUAUUGCAUCUGUAAUCAGGUAUCCUAUGGUGAAAUGGUAGGCUGUGAUAAUCAAGAUUGCCCGAUAGAGUGGUUCCACUACGGGUGUGUCGGGUUGACAGAAGCUCCCAAAGGCAAAUGGUACUGUCCACAGUGCACCGCUGCCAUGAAGAGGAGGGGCAGUCGGCACAAAUAAGGGCGUCAUUUCACCUGAGGAGAAGACGGCUUCAGCUCAAAUUUUAUAUAAGGACUUUAAAAAAAAAAAGACAAAAAGGGAAAGAAGAGACAGUGCAUUUUCAGGCAACUAUUUGAAGGAUUUACAUAGACAAUCCUAUAAGAUCUUGAACUUGAAUUUUAUGGGUUGUAUUUUAAUAAUGUAAGUAAAUUAUUUAUGCACUCCUGGUGUGCGAUGAAUAUUAUUCCAGUUAGCCUUGGAUUAUUUCAGUGGCCGACAUAUGCAGAUAUUUGUACUCCUCAACCAUUUUCUCAAAGUAAUGGGCAUUCUAUAAUUUAGACUUCGAUAAAUUCCAACGAUGAAGAUUUUAAGAAAAGUAUUUUAUAUUCAACAGGUAUAUUCUGCUGCAUGUACUGUACUCCAGAGCUGUUAUGUAACACUGUAUAUACACGGUUGCAAAAAAAGUCAGUGCUUCUAAAAAAGAAUUUAAGAUAAUGGUUUUUAAAAUGCCUUUAUUAUAAGACUUGUUUCUUUGCGAAACUAAAUUCAGCAGGCUGAAGGAAAUGGUUUAUGUGAUCAAGUGGGCUGGUAUCCUCUAGAGUACCUGGGUACAUAAACAGAAACUCCUGUAGGUAAAAACGAAUUUGUGCCAUUAGUCUUUAUAUGUUUCUGCAUCCAGAGAGAGUGCAGUUCAUGAGGGCGGAGGGAGGGCCGAGGGGGAGAGGGUGUUAAAGUGAUACAUUUUUAUACCAAAUGUGUUUAUUUUUUUGUGCGAGUAAUCCUUAAAAUUGGAAUUGUAUUAGGUGUUAAAAUAAAGUUUUUAAAAAAUUACUUGUAUUUAUACUUUACAUGCUUAAUGAGGAAAAUGUCUUAAUUCCAGUUAAUUUCCAGUGUCAUAAUCUGCAAGGGUCCAGAACACAGACGGCUGUGUACUCUGUAAUUUCUAUACUUAUGCUUUGAAUUUAUAAUGUGAAAAUAAGGGAAAGACAUUUUAAAUGUAUAUUUGAAAUGCAAAUGUAUUUUUCUAGAACAUCUCUCUGACUUUUCUUUCAGUCGAAGGGAUAUGAAAAGGAAUCUACAUCAGAUAAAAAGAGAAUAAUGGUUAUAGUUGCUUUGACUUGAAGCAGUGGCCAACUAAGUAGAGACCCCCUGAUUGGAGCUUAAAAUUCAGCUCCAGUUUUUAUUCACCACAUACUGGUAUGAUAGCUAAUUCAAAUUCUGAACUGUUCAAACCAGGUAUGGUGGCGGCAGGAUGUCUGUGAAGGUUUUGUUCUCUAGGUGCUAUUUAAAUGAUAAAUUUUGUGUAGCGGAGGUUUGAUUUAAGAUAUAACACUGAUUCUAGUCGUAGACAAACCUUUACAACUUUGAAAACACUUAGGUCAUAUUUCUUUUAUAGUGAGACUUACUGGGUCCAUCAGAUUUCUGCUUUAAUCAAAAUGACUUAGAAGCUUCUUACAUCUUAGAAAACUGAAAUACAUAUAGUACUUAUUCAGAAGAGUCUAGAUGAAGUAAGGGGUCUUCUAAGAUCUCUUCCAGCUUGUUUCCACAAUUCAAAUUGCUGUGCUCUGAUUUUAGCACUGUGGAAAGCCCACAAAAUAUAGGUUUGUGUAUAUUCAUAAUUUCAUAUUGUCACAAGUAUCAUGACGUCAUGAAGCUCAAUAUUUUCAUGGAGAUUUUACUAACUUUUAUAAAAUAGAGGCCAGCAAAAUAAUACAACAGGUAAGGCACUUGCAUUGCAUGUAGCCGACCUUGCUUCAGUUCCUGGCACUCCAUAUCGUUCCCCAAGCACUGUGCCAGGUAAGCCCUGAGCCCCUCCAAGUGUGUUCCCCCCCCCCCGAACAACAAAAUAAUAGAGAAAUUAGUAUUAGGUAGCUUGUUAGCAUGUUGCCUGGAGAUGCUCGGAUCAUUUCAUCUAGUUAUAUAUAAUGACUUCCAAGCUCAUUCGUUUUCUUGUAAUCAGUAAAAGAAAAAGCCUUAUGUGUACAGCCUUACUUUAAGAGGAAGUUCUGGGGCCGGAGCGAUAGCACAGCGGGUAGGGCGUUUGCCUUGCACACGGCCGACCCGGGUUCAAUCCCCGGCAUCCCAUAUGGUCCCCCAAGCACUGCCAGGAGUAAUUCCUGAGUGCAAAGCCAGGAGUAACCCCUGAGCAACGCUGGGUGUGACCCAAAAAGCAAAAAAAAAAAAAAAAAAAAAAAGAGGAAGUUCCUUA